UUGUGGUGGUCAACAACGCUUUAAGCGAACACGGAAGUACAUGGUGGAGACGCCUCUUGUGUCAUCCAAAGAGCUUCUCUACUGUGUAGCAUAGCGGUGUUGCAUGAUUUGAGCUAACUUGUUUUCAUUUCGGAGCCUUUUUUCAGUUUCGCUCAGAUGCCAAAUAAUGUCGUUAAACGUCCAGGAGUCGGUGUCGGGGUGCUGGUAACGGACUCGGCUCACCCAGGCUGUGUACUCUUGGGGAAACGAAAGAGCGCGGUGGGCAAAGGGAAAUACCAGCUCCCAGGAGGUCACCUGGAGUUCGGGGAGACUUGGGAGGAAUGUGCCCACAGAGAGGUGCUGGAAGAAGCUGGGGUGGGUUUGGUGAACACCCACUUUGCAUCAGUAGUUAACGCCAUCAAGCUGGAGGAACAGUACCAUUAUGUUACCAUAUUCAUGCAAGGAGAAUUGGACAGGCAGUCAGGAGAGCCACAAAACCUGGAACCAGACAAAAAUGAAGGCUGGACGUGGACACGCUGGGAUGAUUUUCCUCCAGAGCAGCAGCUCUUCAUGCCACUGGCCCGCUUGAGGCAGCAAGGCUUUCAACCAUUCAGGAACAAAGACAGUUGAGCCUGAAACUUCCAGUUAUAUUAUGAGACACUGUUACUCCACAAGGAUAAUACAGGGACACUGUUUAAAAACU
This is a messenger RNA of Oreochromis aureus, 682 nucleotides long. It is a transcript of the gene nudt15, whose product is annotated as nudix (nucleoside diphosphate linked moiety X)-type motif 15. Lineage: Eukaryota; Metazoa; Chordata; Actinopteri; Cichliformes; Cichlidae. Gene Ontology annotation, molecular function: 8-oxo-7,8-dihydrodeoxyguanosine triphosphate pyrophosphatase activity. The transcript is spliced from 3 exons. Gene Ontology annotation, biological process: dGTP catabolic process. The record is from RefSeq and is a predicted model, not a curated record. Bases 157 to 609 code for a protein of 150 amino acids. Gene Ontology annotation, cellular component: cytosol.